GAUUUAAGUGUGUUCUCUUUUUACAUUGUUUUAAAAUGAAUGUUUUAUCCUAUAUUUGAUAACUCUCUAAUUCACGGCAAUAUUCAAAGGGUAUUUUGUACAUUAAAGACGUAUUUAGUUUAAAUUUCGUAAUUAAUCAAACUGAACCCGGAGAGUACCAUUUACCUCUCUUUAUCUCAGUGCUCAUACCGAGGAAGGACGAAGAGAGGCAUCCCUUCUCUGUGCAAAAUGAGACUCCACUUGCAUGAGACAUCAAUGAAUUACAGUAGACCUCUGGCAAAUUUCUCCCUAUAUAAACCUCAUUUCACCUUGAAUCUUCAAACCACAGCAAAACAGAAACAUAAUUCAUAUCUAUCUUCCUCUUGGCCUAUAAUCAUCAUCAGUGUAAAAAUGCCGACCACCAUGGAAGAUGUCACUGCCAAGAUUGAUGCAGUUGAAAUCGAUCCCAAGAGUGGUCUUGCUUUGAAGUCAACAAUGGCGAAGGAGAAGACGUUUGAAGAUGAACCAAAGACUACAGAAACAACACAAGAGAAGCCUAAUGAAGCCAAAAGUGAUCCGGAGAAAGAACCCAAUUGUGCAGCUUUCAAAGAGGAGGAAAUUCCAGUUGAAGUUGAACCUAAAACUGGAGUCUCUUUUGCUGUCAAGCUUGAAGAUGGAAAGCAGUUGAAAGCUGUAGGUGUAAGGAAGAAAAGCAUGCUUGGCAUGGGCAUUAAAAUCUAUGGUUUUGGAAUAUAUGCAGACAACGAGAAACUGAAAGACCUUAUGCAGUCCAAGAUUGGGAAAGCACCAUCAAAACCAACAAAGGAAAUGUACCAAAUGGUGAUUGAUAGUGAUUUGGGAAUGAUGAUGCGGUUGGUAAUUGUUUUCUCUAACCUAACCAUGAGCAUGGUAAGAAAGAACUUUGAUGAGGGCCUCGGAGCUGCCAUCAAGAAGCUCACUGGUGGGAAGAACGAAGAGCUCACAAAGAAGAUCAUGGGCGAAGCAUCUGAUGACAUAAAGCUUACUUCUGGUUCUGUAAUUGAGAUUUCAAGGCUUCCAGGAUAUGUUCUUCAGACCAAAGUAAAGGGUGAGAUUGUGAGCAAGGUGGAAAGUGAACUACUCUGCAGGGCUUUCAUCUACAUGUAUUUAGGUGAUGAUCCAUUUGACAAAGAAGCCAAGGAGAAGUUCGGGGCAUCCAUGCUCUCUCUGUUCUAAGUAGUGGGUUUCUAGCAUUUUCUAGUCUAGGUUGUUAAAGAAUAAGCUGGUGAAUUUGAACUGAUGAAUAAUUGCUCUAUAAAAGAAUGACCAUGGUUGAGUUU
This is a messenger RNA of Solanum dulcamara, 1298 nucleotides long. RefSeq names its product chalcone isomerase-like protein 1. The coding region runs from base 229 to 1194 and encodes 321 amino acids. The transcript has 4 exons. The record is from RefSeq and is a predicted model, not a curated record. Lineage: Eukaryota; Viridiplantae; Streptophyta; Magnoliopsida; Solanales; Solanaceae. Gene Ontology annotation, molecular function: intramolecular lyase activity.